Molecule: messenger RNA, 1491 nt
Organism: Marmota monax (woodchuck)
Lineage: Eukaryota; Metazoa; Chordata; Mammalia; Rodentia; Sciuridae
Product: killer cell lectin-like receptor subfamily I member 1
Exons: 6
Coding region: 847-1452 (201 amino acids)
Biological process (GO): positive regulation of natural killer cell mediated cytotoxicity; stimulatory C-type lectin receptor signaling pathway
Source: RefSeq, a predicted model, not a curated record
AAAUUUUUAUUUUUUAUUUUGUCAUUGAUUUCCAAUUUCAUUCGAUUAUGAUCUGAUAAAAUGCAUGGUAUCAUCUCACUCCAGUCAGAAUGGCUGCUAUAGUAUCUCUACUUUUUUUAUAUUUGCUAAAAGUUGCUUUGUGGCAUAUUAUAUGGUCUAUUUUAGAGAAGGAUCCAUGUACUGUUGAGAAGAAAGUGUAUCUCCUUGUAGCAGAUGGAACUAUUCUAUAUAAGUUUUUUUCUCAGCAAAAGAAAUAAUCUGUGAGAUGAACAGAGAGCCUACAUCCUUGGAGCAAAUUUUUACCCCUCACUCAUCAGAUAGAGCACUAAUCUCUAGAGUAUAUAAAGAACUCAAAAAGCUAAGCACCAAAAAAACAAAUAACCCAAUCAACAAAUGGGCCAAGGACCUGAACAGACUCUUCUCAGAAGAUGAUGUACAAUCAAUCAACAAAUAUAUGAAAACAUGUUCAUUAUCUCUAGCAAUUAGAGAAAUGCAAAUCAAAACUACUCUAAGAUAUCAUCUCACUACAGUCAGAAUGGCUACUAUUAUGAAGACAAACAGCAAUAAUUAUUGGCGAGGAUGUGGGGGAUAAGUUACACUCAUAUGUUGCUGGUGGGACUGCAAAGUGGUACAGCCAAUAUGGAAAGUGGUAUGGAGAUUCCUUGGAAAACUGGGAAUGGAACCACCAUUUGACCCAGCUAUACCUCUCUUUGUUUUAUACUCCAAAGACUUAAAAACAGCAUACUACAGGGACACAGCAACAUUAAUGUUUAUAGCAGCACAAUUCAGAAUAGCUAAACUGUGGAGCCAACCUAGAUGCCCUUCAGUGGAUAAAUGGAUUAAAAAAUGUGGCAUAUAUACACAAUGGAAUUUUACUCAGCAACAAAAGAGAAUAAAAUCAUGACAUUUGCAGACCCUGAAUCUACAGCGUGGCUGGUGAUAGCUGGCAUCCUAGUGGUCUUGUGUAUGGUUUUGCUGACAACAGUGGGUGUGUUGCUUUCAAACUUACUUUCUAGAAGAGAAGAGCAAAACAGAAAAGUUUCUACCACAUCUUCUAAAGACAAUGAAUGUUCCUGUGAUCUUAGUUCUCACAAUGGGAUUGGGUUUGGAAAUAGUUACUAUCAUGUUUCCAAUGAAACCAAAACCUGGCCUAAAAGUUAUACUGCCUGUGUAGAACUGAAUUCUCGUCUUCUGAAGAUACAGACCCAAGAAUUGCUGGAUCUCUUAUCAACAUUUGGAAUGUCGGGAUGGAUAGAUCAUAAAAUGUGUGAAAUUGAUUGGUUCCCGUUAAUGAAAAAUUGUACCAAAAUGAAUGAAAGUCAAGUUCAAUUGAUGAAAAAGAAGAACAAGAAUUGUGCUUAUAUCAGUGGAAAGUACAUUUAUCCUGAAAACUGUUCAUCUAGGAAAUUUUACAUAUGUGAGUUUAAUAUACAGCAACAUCUGCUUUACUAACACAAUAUUAUUAAAUCCUAAUAAAAUAUUUACAAAAUA